CUGUCACUUUGCUGCCGGGCGUGGGGCCACACCGGUGUCCGGGACUGAGGCGCGACCGACCCGGGUCGGUUUUCCAGAGGCUUGGAGACCCAAGGCGAGGGCUGCGAGGAAGGCGCGAGCGGAGGGCCGCAACGCGCACGCCGUGAUCGUGGGCGACGGUCGCGUCCCCCGAGCCUGGGUUUCUCCGGGUGUAGCCUGGGACGCCCCGCAAGGCUGUGGGGCGGUGCCCAGAGUCACGUGUUCUCCGACCCCCGGGCGGCAGGGGCGGCGGCGUCCUGGGCGUCUGUGCCCUCGAACGACGGGAAGACUGAGGCCUGGAGCCGGGACGUCGCGUUGUGGGUCGCUUUCUGCGCGUCCUCAAGCAAGGGUUCUGAUGGCGACCGCGGCGCUGACAGAGCCCGCACAGAGCCUGAUGGCCUUUGAGGAUGUGGCCGUGUACUUCUCCCAGGAGGAAUGGGAGCUCCUGGAUGCAGCCCAGAGGGCCUUGUACUGCCACGUGAUGCUAGAGAACUUCGCACUUGUGGCUUCACUGGGGCUCUCUGCGUCACGACCCCGGGUAGUCAUGCAGCUUGAGCGUGGCGAGGAGCCCUGGGUUCUCAGUGGGACAGUUGUGAUGCCAGCCAGGAAUGCUCAGAGGAAGGCCAGCCCUGGUUCCCGUCAUCUGGCAUACGACAGGGUGGUUCCUGGAGAAGCAGCGCUGCCAGGGGCCCUCCAUGAUGGCUCCCGUCCAGCGCCUACAAGGGUCCUUCCCUUCACUGGCAUGUGUGAUCGUGGGAAAAGCCUGGAGGACUGGCAGGGCAUCUCCCCUUCUCAGGAGAAAAAACCCACAGGGGUGUCUGUAAUCUAUUGGGAACGGCUCCUGCUGGGUCCUGGCAGUGGGGAGGCCAGUGUCAGCCUCAGGCUGACCUCUCCACUGAGGAUGGCUGAGGACAGCUCACCCAGGGAGAAGGCCCUUAUGAACCGCCCCGUGCCAGGCAAGCAGCUGAGGGCAUGUGGGGGUCAGAAGCCAUAUGGGCGGGAGGCCCCUGGGAGAGCCUUCCCCAAAAUUCCAGAAUUUGAGGCUGGUCUCACCUCUGGGCAAGGUGGUAAGGGUACAGCUAGCCGCAAGCCUCAUGGACUCCCUGCUGGCCAGGAGCCCCCGACCUGGCAUCAGCUGGGAAAGGCCCUCCACACAGGCACUGGCCUCCUUUCAGGGGAGAAGCCCUUUGAAUGCAGGGCAUGCAACAAAGUGUUCGUGAAGAGCUCCGACCUGCUCAAGCACCUGCGCACCCACACUGGGGAGCGGCCAUAUGAAUGUGCUCAGUGUGGCAAGGCCUUUAGCCAGACAUCACACCUGACGCAGCACCAGCGCAUCCACAGUGGUGAGACACCCUAUGCAUGCCCAGCCUGUGGUAAGGCCUUCAGGCAUAGCUCCUCCCUGGUGAGACACCAGCGCAUACACACAGCUGAGAAGUCUUUCCGCUGCAGCGAGUGUGGCAAGGCCUUCAGCCAUGGGUCCAACCUCAGCCAGCACCGCAAAAUCCACGCAGGUGGGCGGCCCUACGCGUGUGCCCAGUGUGGCCGCCGCUUCUGCCGCAACUCACACCUGAUCCAGCAUGAGCGCAUGCACACGGGUGAGAAGCCUUAUACCUGUGCUCUUUGCGGUGCUGCCUUCAGCCAGGGUUCCUCGCUGUCUAAUCACCAGCGUGUGCACACAGGCGAAAAGCCCUUUGCCUGUGCAGAAUGUGGCCGUGCCUUCAGUCACAGCUCUAACCUCACGCAGCAUCAGCUUCUGCACACGGGUGAGCGGCCCUUCCGCUGUGGGGACUGCGGGAAGGCUUUUGCCAAGGGCGCAGUGUUGCUCAGCCACCGACGCAUCCACACGGGUGAGAAGCCCUUUGUAUGCACACAUUGCGGCCGUGCCUUCCGAGAGCGCCCAGCCCUCUUCCACCACCAGAGGAUCCACACAGGAGAGAAACCUGUGCGGAAACCGCGGCGUGGGACUGGCCUGUGCCCCCAGGCCAGGCCUUCUUUGGGAGCAUCAUCAGAGGGUUCACUGGGGAGGGAAGCUGGGCCCACUCCCACUUCAGGUCCAGCCACAGUUUCAAAGCCUGCUGAAGCCUGAGUUCACAGCUGGUUGCUAAACACCUGUGUCUCCCACACAUCCACAUUUUGGAGAAGACAUGGCCGUGUACCGUGGUUCCAUCUGCACAUGGUGAUGAUGUUUGCCAUUUCAGCCACAGGUCAUCCCAACGGUCAGGCUGCAGAAAUAUCAGGGGGCUGUGUGGAUGCUGGGACUUUGGUAGGGCAAAGACCUGGCAGAGUGCUGUUUCAUGCCUAUUAUGACGUGGGUACUCAGGUGAGGAGGAGGAGGGCUGGAGUGCUGGGGAGGCGGUCCUAGAAGAUUCCCACGUCUGUACACCAGUGACUGCCAGGCUGACCCUCAGGAUGUUCCUUCAAGACCUCACUUCAUCCAAGGCCUCCUGUGAGCAGACCCAGGGGGUAGGAGGUCAUGUGCUGUCUGGUGUUGGCCUUGGGCUCUAAGUCUCAGCUUCCACCUCCGGAAAAGAAUGGGAGGGAAGGAGGGAGGGAGGGAGAGAGAGAUUCAGGCCUACCGAGGGUAUCUGCAGGACCCUGAUAGGCAGGAUCUUGAUAAGGGCCAACAUGUGCCCAUUGCCACCCCUGUGAGGUGGCUGCUGUGGUUGGUACCCCAUUUCUCAGAUGAGGAAACUGCGGCAGAGAGAGGGGAUGUGAGUUGCACACAGCAGAGCCAGGACAUGGCUCCUGGCCAUAGGCUCAGCAUCCCGAGCUCAGCACUCUGCCCCCGUGCUCUGGCACCCAUGCUCUAGUCUGCCAGUGUGAGAGCUGGGUGAUUCCAGGCCUGGCUACCUGCACCUAGAACUCCCACAGACGGUGGAGCAAGUAGAGGUAGAGGGCCCUGGGUUGGGGAGAGGGAGACCAACAUCAAGAAUGAUGGCUCUUCAGCCAUGCUCUUCCAUUCAGUUUCUCAUCCAAGCCUCAGGAUUGGCCACAUCCUCUUGUUACCAAAGGCUCCCUUACAGGAGCCUUUAUAUCCCCACUGCCCUGAGAAGAGAUGAUCAUAACAGGUUUGGAAGAGACCAGAUGGGACUACUUGUUUCUGCAGAGUCUGGUCGACAGGUGUCCACCUGUUCUCUUGCCUCAUGUGGAAAGGGGAUUUGCCGUUCCCUAAGGCCAUGUGUGUGCACCUUCCCAUCGUGGGACACCUCCACAUGGCUGGUACACUGAGUCAGAUGGGUGGGGUGGGGCCCAGGUUUCUCUCUGUGGCUCUCAGCGGACCAGCGUCCAUCGUGACCUGAGGCUUUACUCCCAGGGAUGUUAGUGGACUCUUGGGAACAAAAAAGAAAAGACCCAAAAGUAGAAGUUGGAAUGGACGUAUAUUGUUGAAAUCCUUGCACAACACUAUGGAAGUGCACAGCCUGGCCUCCCCUCCCAACCUCCAGAUUAUGGUUCUGGAGUGUUUAACGACACAUUCUUCACAGAGCUGUGAAGUUUUGCUUCAACCAGGUCCUUUUGAGAGUCUAAAGGUUAGAUACACAGCUUGCCUGUUCCCCAAAUAAGGGUCUGGGACAUUUAUGUCUUCAUGACAGCCAAAGGUUCAUGGGAGUCUGCGAAGAGACUUGGGCUAUGUUAGACAUCAUGAAGCUGCCCAAGUCUCAGGUUUUUUUUUUUUGUUCCAAGUCUCCGUUCUACUAUAAGAUGAGUCUUUGUAGAUCCAGGCUCGGGAGCCUGAGAUAAGGGGGUAUCCUAGUCCCAUCACCUCCAAGGUUCGCAGCCACCUGUCACACAAAAUGAACACAGAAAAUGAUGUGCCCCGCCCCCCCCCGCAUCCACCUGCCAGCACGUUCAGACUUCUCUUCCAUCUCUGGAACCUCGUAAGUCCUAUAAUGAGGGGAGAUGUGGCAGCAGUGAGAGAUGUCUUGCAGGGAACUGGGUCCCCAAGAUCGUUGGAGUAUAGUUCCACUGAACCAGAACUUCUGGUAUGGUGCAGGACCUUGAACCACUGUCCACCCCUCCUGGACUCCUCUGCUCUGACCUUGUUCCUAUUCCAUUUCCCCCAGAUUUACUUUCAGGAGGAUGACUUGAGUAGGCCACAGCCUCACUCCACACUCUGUUCAGAGACCUCUGGGGAAUCCAUGGGAUUUGGGAUGAAAGGCAUCUGUCAAACACCAAGUGGGUACUCAGCAAAUUAUAUUCAACCUUUUCUGCAUCUUCAACUGAAGCUCCUGGAGUCCAGUUUCCAACCUGAGCCCUCCUGACCCUUCGACCCUCCCAUCUCCCUAUGUGUGAGGCAUCCUGCUAUCUCUCACUUCCUCCAUCUGAAACCACUGCUCCCAAUAUCCAGGACUUCAGUGGCUCUCACCUUGAUCAGCAACUAUUAUAGUCACCUGCCUUCAUC
Nyctereutes procyonoides (raccoon dog) is the source of this 4417-nucleotide messenger RNA. RefSeq names its product zinc finger protein 324A-like. Bases 374 to 2104 code for a protein of 576 amino acids. The record is from RefSeq and is a predicted model, not a curated record. The transcript is spliced from 4 exons. Gene Ontology annotation, molecular function: RNA polymerase II cis-regulatory region sequence-specific DNA binding; DNA-binding transcription factor activity, RNA polymerase II-specific. Gene Ontology annotation, biological process: regulation of transcription by RNA polymerase II. NCBI's taxonomy places the organism in Eukaryota, Metazoa, Chordata, Mammalia, Carnivora, Canidae.